AUGAUGGGGAUACGGGCAUUUUUGAUUGCUGUGCUAGGGGCUCUUCUGCUUCUGCAUUUCCUGAAACAACGUUGGUCACGCAGACACUACCCUCCUGGACCUCUUUCACUUCCUCUCAUUGGAAACAUAUGGCGGAUGGGAUUUAGAUUUACUGACGAUACUCUCUUGAAGCUGGCAAAGCAAUAUGGAAGCAUUUUCACUCUAUGGCUAGGAUAUCAACCUUUGAUAGUUAUGUCUGGAUACCAAGCUGUGAAAGAAGCACUGAUCGACCAUUCAGAUGAAUUUGCUGACCGACCAGUAACUUCUUACAUUAAAUUUAUAGGAAAAAAUAAAGGUAUUGUACUUUCAAACGGUCACACCUGGAAGCAGCAGAGACGGUUUGGUCUAGUUACUCUGAGGAAACUAGGACUGGGGAAGACCGGUUUGGAGCACAGAGUAGAAGAGGAGGCCCAGCAGCUUGUGGAGACAUUUGCACGUUCAAAGGGGCAACCACUUGACCCUUCUUUCGCCCUCAACAAUGCAAUUUCCAAUGUGAUAUGUGGUCUGUCUUUUGGACACCGUUUUUCUCUUGAAGAUAAAGAAUUCCAGAAACUGAUUGAAGCCAUCCAUGAUUCCUUAGCAGUUUCAACCACCUCCUCUUAUCUUCUGUAUGAAAUCUUCCCAUCUAUCAUGAAACAUCUUCCAGGUCCUCACCAAAAGGCAUUUUCUGCCAGAGAUACAGUGCUUUCACUUGCAAAGAAGGGAAUAGAGGAACAUAAGGUGCAAAAGUCCUUUCAUGACCCACAGGACUACAUUGAUUUCUAUCUUCUUAAGAUGGAGAAACAUCAGAGGAAGAAUGAGCCCAACUCUACCUACAAUGACGAGAACCUGGCUCAGAGUAUUCACGACUUAUUCAUCGCUGGAACAGACACAGCUGCCACUACUAUGCAAUGGGCAUUGCUCCUCCUGACAAAUCAUCCAGAUGUUCAAGAUAAAGCCUACAAGGAGAUUGAAGAUGUUUUAAGUUCUUCUAGUUCAAUCUGCUAUCAAGAUAAGAAGAAGCUUCCCUACGUUAAUGCCGUAAUUCACGAGAUCCAGCGUUCAAAAUAUGUCUUAUAUUUUGGGAUCCCAAGACAAUCGACAAAGGAUGUGAAAAUAAAUGGUUUGACCAUUCCCAAGGGGGUCACGGUUUUUCCAGAUCUGCGCUCUGUUCUUGUCGAUCCUGAGCACUGGGAGACUCCUGAAAAGUUCAACCCAAAUCAUUUUUUGGACAAGGAUGGAAAUUUUGUGGCUAGAGAAGAAUUUCUGGCAUUUGGUGCAGGGGCUCGAGUGUGUUUGGGGGAACUGCUGGCAAAGGUUGACCUCUUCAUCUUUUUAACCUGCCUGCUGAGGAACUUCAAGUUUCAGCUGCCAGAAGGAGUGAAAGAACUCAAUGAAGAACCUAUAACAGGGGUGACAAGACAUCCUCAUCCCUAUAAAAUCUGUGCUAUUCCCCGCUGUAGCUCUUCACAAAGCUAACAGAAAUAAUUAUGAUGUAGUAUUUCUGU
Molecule: messenger RNA, 1526 nt
Organism: Elgaria multicarinata webbii
Lineage: Eukaryota; Metazoa; Chordata; Lepidosauria; Squamata; Anguidae
Product: cytochrome P450 2C39-like
Exons: 9
Coding region: 1-1497 (498 amino acids)
Biological process (GO): xenobiotic metabolic process
Cellular component (GO): intracellular membrane-bounded organelle; cytoplasm
Molecular function (GO): heme binding; iron ion binding; oxidoreductase activity, acting on paired donors, with incorporation or reduction of molecular oxygen, reduced flavin or flavoprotein as one donor, and incorporation of one atom of oxygen
Source: RefSeq, a predicted model, not a curated record